This is a messenger RNA of Aspergillus nidulans FGSC A4, 1143 nucleotides long. RefSeq lists its product as uncharacterized. The record is from RefSeq and is a predicted model, not a curated record. Bases 1 to 1143 code for a protein of 380 amino acids. Lineage: Eukaryota; Fungi; Ascomycota; Eurotiomycetes; Eurotiales; Aspergillaceae. The transcript has 2 exons.
AUGUUCCGCAAGAUUGAUGUCGCGCUGUGGGCUGCCCUUGCAGCCCACCAAGUCCCCUUCUGUUCGGGCUAUAACUUCGCACCCGACCAGGACCCUUCCAUCACAGACCCCCGAAUUCCCGUUCUGUUCGACGUUCCAGUUCCUGAAAAACUGCUCCCCAGCCCAGCCAACCCCGUCGCCGGUCACUGGACCUCCUCCUUUUUAACGACAACAACCGGAUCGCAGUAUUUCUUCGCCUCGGGCGUGGUGCUAUCUUCACCCGAGCAGACCGCCGGCUAUGGAUUCUCCCUCUUGGACCUUGCAACCCUCAACCGCGUCACGCAUUCGAACAUGACCACCCUCGCGCACGCAGGAAUUGCUCCUAUCAAUUUCAUCAGCACAGCGUACGCAAUAUCGAGCCUUCCGCCGGACGACGCGGCCAUUGCUGUUCACGGCAUCGCAGACAAUAUCUCUGUCGAUUUGACCGUUCACCAGACAUCGCGUGCACUAUACUACGGCGGAUCCGGCGCCUGGAUGUAUGUCGAUAAACCCCUGUAUGGCUGGGCCAUGCCGGCCGCCAGUACAUCGGGCAACAUCUCCAUGCCUAUUCCUCCUGGUGCCUCUCCGGCUGAUGAGGAUGACAUUGAUGUGGAGAUCGCCACUGAGAUCAUUGACCCAUCUGCCUCGCUUACCUGGUACGACCAUCUCUGGGGGCAUCUGGACCUGCAGGCUGGCAACCUCACCUGGUUCAACCUGUUUGUCAACGACCGCCCCGGCGGCGAACUCAACCUGGCGCUCGUCUCUUAUAUGCUCGACAGCAUCGAGCCGCCCUUUUUCUCUCGAAGCAUCCACGUCCGGAGUCGCAACCGCAACGAGAGCGGCCUCGCCAUCAUUCCCGUGGACCGGUUUGAGCCUAUCACGGAUCCCAACACUGUUUGGAAAUCUCCGCGCUCUGGCCUGGUCUAUCCGCAGCGUUGGGAACUAGGAAUCGAAGGGCGAGGGUUGCUGGAGAUCAGCAGUGUGUUGGGUGACCAAGAAAUGGUGGAUCCGGGCAGCGGCGCGGUUACGUACCUUGGAUUUGUGACUGUCAAGGGCGUCAUUGAUGGCAAAAAUGUUACUGGAUAUGGGAGUGCAGAGGUGAAGUUUGUUCAGCGGCUGCCCUAG